GCUGGUGGACUUCCCCAAUCCCAGCACCCGACGGGAGCCCGUGGCCCCUGGCCUCUACCCCAGAGCCCGGGGCUGGCAGUGGGCAGGCAGAGAUAGGGCCUGGCACCCGCCCAGGGAGGGGCUAAUGAUCAAUCGCGGCCAGCGGCUGCGCCUGCCUCUCCUCACUGGCCCCAGGCCCUGGAGGAAGUGGGGCAGGAAGCAGGGGCGGUGGCGGCUGCUCGCAGUCAGUCUGCUGUGGGUGGCCUCUGCCUGCCCCGGCCAGCUGUGGACAGCCUUGUGGGCCGCCAGCAGUAAGCAGAGCCGGGACAGGCCCCCUGCGUCCUUGGCUGGUGGGCUGAGAGGUGUCUGUGGAGCAGAGCUCAGGCCGGCUGGGCAUGCUGGGCCCUCAGCGCUGGGGCUGGGGCUGGUCAUGAAAAGCCCCAAGGAGGAGACCACUGGGCAGCCAACCGAGAUGGGCUGGGGGCCUGCAGGGCCCUCUGGAGGCUGUGGCAGCGGGCGCAAGGUCCAGAGUGAGGCCGUGAGCUCACCCUGCAGCCGAGAGCCAGCCGGGCCUCAGGAGGCCCCUGCGACGGCGAGAGGCGACCUGGCCUUGCAGCUGCGGGCCGUGCGGAGGAAGAGCGGGCUGCCAGACCCCUGCCUUCAGCAGGCCCUGCGGGGCCGGCUGCGUCUGCUGGAGAACGAGAGCCAGGAGGUGGCCCACGUGCUGGGGGACUUGUCAGCCAGGCUGCUGUCCAUCCACAGUGACCAGGACCGGAUCAUGGUGACGUUUAAGACUUUUGAAGAAAUCUGGAAGUUCUCCACCUACCACACCCUUGGUUUCACUCAUCACUGCUUGGAAAACCUGCUGGUGGACCAGGCCUUCUGGCUGCUCUCGCCCGGCGAGGAGGAGGAGACGGCCAUCCGGGUGCACGUGGAGGAGGGGGCCUUGAAGCUGACGUACCAGAGCCUGCUGGCCCAGGAAGGGCCUUUCUUCGUCCUGUGUCCCGACCACCAUGUGAAACUGACACCUGGCCCGUGGAGUAUGGGGAAGGGCCCCCGGGUUCUCAGGAAGGCUUCGGGGGGCCCCCUGGAGGAUAUGGCUCUGGAAGUGGACUCGCCCACCACAUCUGAGGAGACGGCAGCUGCGGUCACCCUUGAACCCCUGAUUCCAUUCCAUCAGUGGGUCCUUAAGGUCCCCUGGGACCCCAUCGAUGACUCCGUGGGUGGACCUGUGACACCUGAAGUUUCACAGAUGGGGCUUGGCCUGGCCUCGGCGCUGGCCGACUUCCAGGGCUCGGGGCCUGAAGAGAUGUCCUUCCAUGCUGGCGACCUCAUCGAGAUCCUGGGUGCCCAGGUGCCCAGCCUGCCCUGGUGUGUGGGCCGGCACGUGGUCUCAGGCCAGGUGGGCUUCGUGAGGACCAGCCUCAUCAGCGUGCAGGGCCCAGUGUCUGAGUUGGACCGCGUGGUCUUCCUCGACCAGGAAGAAAGGGCGUUCUUCAGCAACGAGGGGCACUUUUCGGAGGAUGACGCCAGGCGGUUGCUGGGCAGGAUGGCGGGCACCGCGGUCUGCUGCGUGCACAGUCUGGACCACCUGGAAGAAGCAGAGUGUGCGCGGCCUGAGGAGCCAGAAAGGCCUCCACCUGACCUCACCCCAGACUCCCGAGAGACCCUGUGGAUGGUAAAGGAUGUUCUAGAACAAUGCAAGACCCUCCCAGGCUGCCCCAAGGAGGAGCCCGAGUCCGGUGGUCUCCAGGAGGCUUCCAGCAGUGUGCGCUCCCCAGACACUGAGGAGCCACCCCUCUGCCUGGAUGCCGAGGACGGUGGGGCCCACCCAGAGGCCCUGGGCUCGCUGCUGCAGUUCCUGAGCGCCCCUGGGUACCAGGCCUGCUACCGCGGCCUGUAUGACGCCUCGCUGCCGUGGCUGGGCAGCGUGUUCCGCAGCUUCGCUGAUGAGGAGGAGCUGGCUGGGCUCCUGGCACGGGCCCGGGAAAUGGCCAAGAAAGCUGGCCUCGGCGCGGCACUGGCCAGACUCUGCUUCCUGCUGGCACGGCUGUGUGCCCGGAAGCUGAAGCUCUCCCAGGCCCGCGUGUACUUUGAGGAAGCCCUGAGGGCCCUGGGGGGCAGCUUUGAGGACCUCUUCCUGGUGGUGGCCGUGUAUGCAAACCUGGCCACCAUCUACCUGAAGCAGAAGUCCAGGGAGAAGUGUGCACAGGUGGUGCCCAAAGCCGCAGCCCUGCUCCUGGGCACACCCAGCCACCCCUGCAGUUCCGAGGUGGAGGUGGAGCUCCUGAAGUAUGCGCUGCGGAGGGCCGUUGGUGCGGGCAGCCUGCAGGCCGAGGCCCGGGCCUGCUUCCUGCUGGCCAAGCACCACACCCGCCUCAGGCAGCCGGAGGCAGCCCUGCCCUACCUGGAGAGGCUGCUGCUGCUGCACAGGGACCUGGGCUCCCCGCUCGCCUCCUGGCCUGUGAACGGCUACCUGCUCCUGGCGGACACCUACAGCCGGAAGUGCCUGCCCCACCUGGCACUGAGCUGCGUCAGGGUGGCCUCGCUGCACACCCCGGGCUCGCUGGCCAGCUCCCUGAGGAGCGUGGACCUGGUCCUCUGGAACGCACCCCGGUUGCACGGCCAGAGGAGGGCGGCUCACAGCCUCCCUGCCCAGACCGCCCACUACCUCAGGCAGGCGCUGGCCUCCACGGCUGCGGGCACAGGGCGGGCCCUUCGAGGUCCCCUCUACGCCAGCCUGGCCCAGCUGCACAGCUACCACGGGCAGCAUGGGCAGGCCAUUGCCUUCAUGAUGCGGGCGGUGCAAGCCGACAGCUUGGCCGGCCUCCGCCCCGUGGUGGACCGCUUGGUGGUGCUUGCCUGGCUGCACACGCUCCACGGGCAGAGCCUGGUGGCCCUGGACAUUCUGCAGGCCAUCCUGGAUGCAGAUGUGGCCAGUGAGGACCAGGAGGGUGUGAUUGCCAACAUGGCGGCCAUCGCCCUGAGGAGGACGGGCAGGACCCGGCAGGCAGCUGAGAGCUACUACCGCGCCCUGCGCCUGGCCCGGGGCCUGGGCCAGCUGCAGAACCAGGCGGUGGUCCUGGCCAACUUCGGGGCCUUGUGUCUGCAGGCCAGCGCCACCGGGUUGGCCCGGCACUACCUCCUGGAGGCCAUCAGACUCUUCUCACAGCUGCCCGUCUCCGAGUGUGGCCGGGACUUCACCCAGGUGCUCCUGUGGAUGGGCCACCUGUACGCCCGCCGGGCCCUAGCCCAGCAGGGCAAGUGUUACUACCAGUGGGCCCUUCUGGUGGCAGUGGAGACGGACCACCUGGAGAGCCAACUUCAAGCCGUCCAGCAGCUGUGCCACUUCUAUAGCAGCGUCAUGCCCAACGAGGCCCAGAACGUCAUCUACCACGAGUUCCAGCUCACGCUGGCCCGCAGGGUAGCCGACAAGGGGCUGGAGGGCCAGCUCCUGGAGGCCAUCAGCCAACUCUACCUGUCCCUGGGCACCGAGCGGGCCUACAGAUCCGCUCUGGACUACACCAAGCGGAGCCUGGGGAUCUUCAUCGACCUGCAGCAGAAGGAGAAGGAGGCCCAUGCCUGGCUGCAGGCUGGCAAGAUCUACUACAUCCUGCACCAGGACGAGCUGGUGGACCUGUACAUCCAGGUGGCUCAGAACGCUGCCCUGUGCACAGGGGACCCCAACCUGGGGCUGGAGCUGUUCGAGGCAGCGGGAGACAUCUUCUUCAAUGGCACCUGGGAGCGGGAGAAGGCCGUGUCCUUCUACCGGGACCGGGCGCUGCCCCUGGCUGUCACCGUGGGGAACCGCGAGGCCAAGCUGCGGCUGUGCAACAAGCUGGCGGCCCUGCUGGCCACACUGGAGUCGUCGCGGGAGGGCCUGGAGUUCGCCCACGAGGCCCUGGCCCUCAGCAUCGCCCUGGGUGACCGGCUGAACGAGCGAGUGGCCUACCACCGGCUGGCCACGCUGCACCACCGGCUGGGCCACGGCGAGCUGGCCGAGCACUUCUACCUCAAGGCCCUGUCUCUCUGCAGCUGGCCGCUGGAGUUCCAGGAGGAGACGCUGUACUACCUGAAGGUGUACCUGGCACUCGGACACAUCCUCUUCUGUGACCUGAAGGACCCGUUCGACGCAGCUGGCUACUACCAGCUGGCGCUGGCGGCAGCCGUGGACCUGGGCCACAAGAAGGCCCAGCUGAAGAUCUGCACGCGCCUGGCCACCAUCUACCACCACUUCCUCAUGGACCGCGAGAUGUCCCUCUUCUUCUACCAGAAGGCGAGGACCUUCGCCUCCGAGCUCAACCUCCGCAGGACCAACCUGGUGCCCCAACGCUUCUGCGGCCGGGCCCCCUGGCUGGCCCCCGGCCACCUGCCCUGACGCCCGGAGGGACUGGCCCUGAGGAAGGGCGAGGCUGGAGGGAAGGGCGCUAUGGCAAUAAAUAUCUCCAGCAGCUUGCUGGCGUCUCCCGCAUGGCCUGAGCCUCCCACUUCAACCUCAGCCUCCUUGCCUGUCGAAUGGUGAGAAGGUGGUGGACGCCUGCGGGAUCCUGAGGUGACCCCAUCUUCCCUGGGAGCCUCCUCGGCAUCUGGUGCUGCCCUGUGACUUUUGUUCUCAAAAUGCCAGUGUGUGAGGAGGUUGGGACCAUUAUCACUCCAGUUAAAGAAACAAAGGCACAGAGAGGUUAAGUGUGUUAUCCAUUGUCACACAGCAGGUAGAGGCCGA
Molecule: messenger RNA, 4702 nt
Organism: Sciurus carolinensis (gray squirrel)
Lineage: Eukaryota; Metazoa; Chordata; Mammalia; Rodentia; Sciuridae
Gene: Sh3tc1
Product: SH3 domain and tetratricopeptide repeats 1
Exons: 17
Coding region: 125-4357 (1410 amino acids)
Molecular function (GO): protein binding
Source: RefSeq, a predicted model, not a curated record